AUGCUUCUUUUGCAGGCUGAUGCUCCAAUAAAUAUCCGAUCUUUGUUAUACGUACCGUCGCAUAAUGUAUCACAGUUUGAGUUUGCUAGUACAGCUGACCAGUCCGGCGUCUCGCUGUAUGCAAGACGAGUCCUCAUUAAGGCGAACGCUAAGGAGCUCUUGCCACGGUAUUUACGCUUCUUGGUCGGUGUAGUUGAUUCAGAGGACAUCCCACUCAAUCUGAGCCGAGAGAUGCUUCAAAUGGACGCUGUGCUGAUGAAAUUACGCCGAAUUCUGACCGACAAAGUUGUCUCAUAUUUUGUGGGUGAAAUGAAAAAAGAUCGAAUCAAGUACAAAGAAUUUUACAACGGCUAUUCACUUUAUUUCAAGGAAGGAAUUUGUGCUGAAACAGAUCAGAAUAUCAAGGAGCAAAUUGGCUCUCUGUUGCUCUUCGAAUCUUCAGAUCUAAAAGCAGGAACGUUCACAAGUUUGAGUGAAUAUGUGGAUCGUAUGCAGAAGGAUCAAAAUGAGAUUUAUUACUUGUUUGCACCGAGGUUAGCACUUCCAUUACCCUGGUAUUUCUUCAUCUUUGGGUUUAUUUUUCUUUCAGAAGUAAGUUUAGUUUGUUAUUUCUAG
Molecule: messenger RNA, 615 nt
Organism: Gongylonema pulchrum
Lineage: Eukaryota; Metazoa; Nematoda; Chromadorea; Rhabditida; Gongylonematidae
Source: the annotation of a GenBank genome assembly